UUCUUAAUUGGCCAUUGAACGCAGCAGCACUGAUCCACAGGAGAUCCAGCCACCACCUGCUGGACGCUCAGAGCUGCGGUGCGGCUGAAGAGACAUUGAUAUUUCGUCAAACAGAUGGGUUAAGGUCAGUCGGCAGGAAAACGUCCACGUGUCGGUCAGAUUAGAAUCGGGCCGACAGAGCGUCCCGUUCCCGGCGAGCAGCGUCCGUCUCAGUGAUUUGAAGGGGGAUGAGUGCUGACACAUCCACGCAGUCAGCGAAGGAGGCCAGCUGAGGAGCGACAGGGUGAUGCGGCUCUGGGACUGGGGCACUUGGUUUCUGCUCUGAAAGUUCACGGCUGGACACCGGGACCACGUUUGGAUAAUAUGUCUCUGCUGAAACAGCGUGGGAGAGAGCUUGAGCGCUUCGACGGACUGUCGCUCAUUUACUGGACACUAAUGGGUCCAUACGGAGUAGAUCGAGCUGUUCAUUCCAUGGAGUUUACAGACUGUGAGAAUGGCCUGGGAAUUAAAGUGAUUGGUGGAGUGAAGGAGCAAACUGGAGAGGAGUUUGGAGUCUACGUCAAACGGAUUUUACCAGGUGGCCUUGCUUCAAGUGAUGGAAACCUGAUGCCAGGGGACCAGAUCUUGGAGGUUAACGGGGACAGUCUAGUAGGAGUCACAAGUGAAAGAGCUGUGGACGUCUUGAGAGCAGCUUCGGCAACCAAUCACAUGCGCCUUCUCAUAGCCAGAGAUGAAGAAGCAAAGAGAGAAUUUGCUGAGUUGCUGGAGAAGUAUGGGUCUAAUGGUAGUACAGGAUCAACACGCAACUCUCCCAUCCAGCAAGGAGGCCGCUACCUGGAUAGUACAUCAUCUGGUUCCUCGUCUCGCUCCCAGAGUCCUUUGUUGUUGAGCCCAGCAGGCUCACAGAACAUGUACAACAACAGUGGGCCCAUGCUUCGCUCUCUCAGGCAAGAAAUGAAAUCCAAAGUGUCCGGGAAGCUGCAGAAAGGAGCUGGUGCUCCCAGGCGAAUGGACAGGGGCGGAGCAGAAGUAGAGCUGGAAACCUCAGAGCAGGUCAAGUAUGACCAGGACGCAGGACCCAAGGAUAGAGUCAGCCCAGAGGCUGACGACAAAGGCGGUACCCAUCAGAAGGCAGGCAACGAAUGGGGGAAAAAAACUCUGAAGGCUGCCGGCAAAGAGGAGAUCACUCUAGAGACUGGCAACGAGGCUGAAGGUCAGAAAAGGCAGCUGGCCCCAGAGGAUAAUGCAGCAGGAGUGCAGAGCGUGAGUAUGGCGACUGGAAUGCAAAGCGGGAGUCAGGCGACUGGAGUGCAGCGCAGUAGUCCGGCGGCUGAAACGCAUAGGAGUCCGGCGGCUGUAGAGCAGACCAGGAGACAGAUGACAGAGCAGCACUGGAACCUAGAAACAGAUACAUCUCAGGAGCAGGGGGUUGCUGCAGCUCGGCAGGAGGGAGUUGCUACAGCUCAGGAACUGGAGAUUACUGCAGCCCAACAGCAACAGGGGGUGGCCACAACCCAGCAGCAGGACAUUGCUGCAGCUCAGAGGGAACAGAGGGGUGCUACAGCAGCAACUCAGCAGGGUCCGGAGACUGAUGGACGUCUGAGGCCUGGAGAUCAGCUCAUUGCCAUCAACAAGGAGUCCUUGAUAGGUGUGACCCACGAGGAGGCCAAAAGCAUGCUGAACAAAGUCAAAUUCAGCCAAGACAGUGUGGUGGAGAUAGCCUUCAUCCCAGGGAAAGGACUUUUUCCAAGCAGCGCAUCUCUCCACAAUGGGGUACAGCGAGCUACUGGCAUCAACUCCAACUCUGGACGCUUAAAAGUUCACAUCAGAUCACCUGAGAUGUGUACAGAGGAGCCAGCCCCCGUGUCCUCACCUUCUCCUGACAUCUGCCCACCAGAUAUUCAUAUUUCAGGGAGACCCACACCGAGAAGCAGCUCCAAUCAGACAUUACAAGACGGUAUUUUUGAGUCAGACAAACAUAUUUAUCCUGUGGAAAGUCACUGCAGGAAACUCAACUGUGGGGGAAUAGAGACAGACUGUUGGUUAAAUGUAUGUGAUGUGUGUGCGUGUCAGGACGAGGUGCUGGAGCUAAACCGGAGGCUGACAACCAUCGACUGCCAGUUGAGGAAGUCUGAGCAGAGCAGGAAACACCUGGAGGUCUCCAACAAGAAGCUGCUGGGCUUUGCACAGAAUGUCCACAAAGUGCUGACAACACCCAGCCUGUUUGGAGGAGACGGCGGCAGCAACAGAUCGUCUCCAGCCACCGACAGCCCCGACACCCCAUCACCACUUCCUGAUCCCGCCUUCCAACUAGCUGUGGAGGCCAAAGAGCUGGUGGCAGGAGUCUGUACCCUCCCUGCUGAUGAUACAGCAUCCGUGAGUGCACUGGAGGCAGCAUCAGUCCCAGAUGUCAGUCCUCAUCAUAUUCUGAACAAAGCCGAAGAGCCAGAGAGGACUGUGGGAGGACCUGGGCAGGGUGAAGAGGCCGAAAGAGACGCUGAACCCGUGAUGAACCACACCAUAAACCAAGACACAGGUGGUGUUGGAGGAGCUGCAUGAUCCGAGUCCACAACACACACGAUGCUGCAAACUGUGUUAAUACUCCUCCUGGACUCUUUUCUAAACACCCCCACAUAGAUUCACUCCAUGGAUUGCAUGUAAAGGAGGACUUGUUUACUUGGAAAGGAACGGCCAGAGCUGGCCUGUUCAAAGAGUCUUCCUCGUGUCAUAAUAACUUGCUUCCGUCUGCCUCCAUCACUCACCAUCACUUAUUUGCUCUGCCAGAGGUUAUGAACUGGGGAAAAAAAGCAACAGUGUCCUGUUUUCCAUCUUGCUUAACGCUCCUUGUGCACUUAUUCAAUAAUUAAAGGCAAAGAAUGAAGUAUUGAGACAAUCUGGACUUGAGCAGUGUUUGUUACCUGCGACUUCAUAUCACUGCAUGGUUCACGUUGAUGUCUCCUGCAUCCAGGAGUGGCUAAAAUGUUAAAUAGCUCCUGCUGUCUGUACUUGUGUUUGGUAGUCACAGAGUCUAGGCAGAUAUCAGUCAUAGGCAACAUGCGGAACAUUCAUUUUAUUUAUACAGACAGCUGCAAAUACUGAUGUCCUGUACUUCAACCAGAUUGCAUCGUUGGUGUGGCCUCAUUUCUUUCUGUUACUGUUUUAUAUUAAAGGAAUAACUGAUGACUGAA
Molecule: messenger RNA, 3188 nt
Organism: Micropterus dolomieu (smallmouth bass)
Lineage: Eukaryota; Metazoa; Chordata; Actinopteri; Centrarchiformes; Centrarchidae
Exons: 19
Coding region: 364-2559 (731 amino acids)
Molecular function (GO): protein binding
Source: RefSeq, a predicted model, not a curated record